This is a messenger RNA of Arachis duranensis, 3258 nucleotides long. RefSeq names its product protein SMAX1-LIKE 4. The record is from RefSeq and is a predicted model, not a curated record. Bases 75 to 3167 code for a protein of 1030 amino acids. NCBI's taxonomy places the organism in Eukaryota, Viridiplantae, Streptophyta, Magnoliopsida, Fabales, Fabaceae. The transcript has 3 exons.
AUCAUAGAAACCAACGAAAUUCAAAAGCUUUCUCUGUGAGGUGGCGGCGGCGGGGUGGGGGUUCCAUUCAAGUUAUGCGCUCAUCAGGACUACCUAACUGCGGCGGUUUGCAGCAGACUCUCACGGCGGAGGCUGCUUCUGUUCUCAAACACUCUCUUGUCUUGGCUCGCCGGAGAGGCCAUGCUCAGCUCACUCCUCUCCACGUGGCACCCACUCUCCUCUCCCUCUCUCCCUCCUUCAAACGAGCCUGCCUCACUUCUCACCCUUCUUCUUCCUCUCAACACCUUCUCCAUUGCAGAGCCCUCGAGCUUUGCUUCAAUGUCGCCCUCAACAGGCUCCCCACCACUCCCUCUCCAUUUCUUCACUCUUCUCUUCAACCUUCUCUCUCCAACGCCCUCGUUGCCGCCCUCAAGCGAGCUCAGGCUCACCAGCGCAGAGGCUGCGUCGAGCACCACCACCACCACCACCACCAGAACCACCAGAACCAGCCUCUUCUCGCCGUUAAGAUCGAGCUUGAACACCUUACCAUAUCCAUCCUCGAUGAUCCUAGCGUCAGCCGCGUCAUGAGAGAAGCUGGCUUCUCCAGCACCGCCAUUAAGAACAACUUGGAAGACUUGUCUAAUAACUCUUCUCCACCUUCUUCUGUUUUCCAUUCUUACAACGCUUCCGCUCGCGGUGGUGGUGUCUUUUCUUCUCCUUGCUCCCCUUCCGCUUCUGAUAACACCACCAACCACCACCUUAUCUUUUCUUCUCCGCCUAAAAAACCACCGUCCUUGCUGUACCCCUUCAUCACCACCACCGCCACUGCACCAUCAUCUUCUUCUAAGGAGGAUGAUGUCAAAGCAGUUAUGGAUAUUCUUCUAAGGACUAAUCAUAAUAAUAAUAAAAAGAACAAGAAGAACGUUGUCAUAGUUGGUGACUCCGUUUCGUUAACGGAAGCUCUUAUUGGAGAGAUUAUUGGAAGGUUUCAGAGGUCAGAGGUGCCUCAUGAGUUGAAGACAACACAGUUCAUCAGAUUCCAACAAUUCAGAUCAUUGAAGCACAUGAAGAGAAGCGAAGUUGAGAUGAAACUCAUGGAACUCAAGAGGAAGGUGGAUGAUUCUUAUAAUGGCCAUGGCAUCAUUAUCUACAUCGGAGACCUGAAGUGGACAGUGGAGGAAGAAGAAGAAGGGGACGACGGAGUUUGUGGCGGCGGCGGCGGUUGUUAUAGCACAGUAAUGGAUCAUGUUGUUUCGGAAAUAGGCAAGUUGUUCUCUUCUACAACAACUGAAUGUGGGGAAACAACAAAAAAAGUGUGGCUAAUUGCAACAGCAACAUAUCAGACAUACAUCAGGUGUCAAAUGAGACAACCCCCUCUUGAGAUUCAAUGGUCUCUUCACCCUCUUCUUCUUCCUUCACCUGGACUUGCCUUGACUCUCCAUUCUUCCAGUGUAAUAGAAACAAAGCUCAAUUGCUGUGAAGAAUGUGCCUCAAAUUAUGAAAAGGAAUCUCAAUUUCUCAGACCAGGCCACAAGAAAACGUUACCUUUAUGGCUUCAGCCUCAUACCACCGAAACAAAUCAUCAGAAGGAUGAAUUAACCGAGUUGAAAAGAAAAUGGAAUAGGCUAUGCCAGUGUCUUCACCAAACCAAACAAGAAGCUCAGGAUUAUUGGAGCAACAACAAUAGUUGGAAUGCAAAGUCCUACACUUUUAACAAUAAUUCAUCAAGUUCUGUGUCUUUUACAGCUAAAUCAACACCAACACAUAGCUCCAAUCUUGUACCAAGAUUCAGGCGUCAAAAUUCAUGCACCAUUGAGUUCAAUUUCAGCGAUAAAAGGCAAGCAACAACAGAACCAGUCUUAGGUUCCAUGGAAUUAUUGGAAGGUAAAGAAGUAAUAAAGACUACUCUUGCUCUUGGGAAUGGUGGUUCUGGUUCAGGUAGUGAAACGGUGGUGGUGGAAAAUAUAACCGAUAGAACACUGCGAAGAGCUCAUUUUUGUAAACUGUUGCAGGAGAAUUUGCCAUGGCACUCUGAGACUGUUCCUUCCAUAGCAGAGGCCUUGCUUCAUUCCAAAUCCGCAAAACAAAGUAACAUCACUUUGUUGUUCUUGCAAGGAAAUGACAAAGUUGGCAAAACAAGGUUGGCACUUGCUGUUAAAGAAUCACUUUUUGGCUCAGAAGAUAACAAGUUUCUUCACAUGGACAUGCUGAAGAAGAAAGGGGCUUCCAUGGCUUCACAUUCUGAGAUGCUGGUUCAAGCAUUGAAAUCCCAUCAUCAAAAACUUGUGGUGCUUAUUGAAAAUGUUGACUUUGCUGAUGCCCAGUUCAGGAAAUGCAUCUCUGAUGGAUUUGAAACGGGAAAGUUUGGAAAUUUAAGAAUAGCUGAAGAGAAUUCAUCAAGCCAAGUAGUGUUCAUAUUGACAAGUGGUGGAUUCACAAGCAAUAAUGAAGAGAAAAAUCAGGGCUUUGUGAUGAGUUUUAUGUUGCAGGUCAGUGAAACCAAGCCUAAUAACUUGGAGCCACCAAUUUUUUGCCACAAGCGCAGGGCUGAGCUGGAUUUGUUUUCCAAGAUCAAGAGCCCAAGAAUUGAAGAGAAUAAUGAAGAUACAUCCUUGGUUCAUGAACAAUGUAGUAGCAGAAAAAAGGACUUAUCAAGAAACUCAAGCUUUAACACCCUUGAUCUCAACAUGAAAGCUGAUGAAGAUGAUGAUGACAAAACAGGAGAGAGUAGCCCAAUUUCAAGUGAUUUGACUCUUGAAACUGCGGCUGAUCCACUGAACCCAAAUGGAUUUCUUGAUUCCAUUCAGAACAAGUUUGAACUCAACACAAGUCCAGCUAGGGAGAGGGAAAAGUCAGAGUUGUUCUUAACUAAGAUCAAAGGGUGUUUUGAGGAUGCUUGUGGGAAGCAGAAUCUGGUGAAUUUUAGUGUAGAUGAGAGGGUAAUUGAGGAAAUUUGUAAUAGGUGUGGUUAUUUUACUAACAGCCAAUUUGAUAAAUGGCUGAAAGAAAUUUUUCAAAGAAGCUUGUUAGAAAGAGUUAAGUAUGGAGGGGGGGAAGAGAAGGGUAUACUUUUUAGGCUUUGUUGGAGUGGUAAUGGUAAAGGAGAUAAUAGAAAAUUGGAUAGGAAUGAGGGGUUUAUGGGUUCAUCUCUGCCAAAGUGUGUUCAAGUUAAGUACUUGAUGAGGUGAACGAUUUUGGGUACUAUUUAGAGGGUUUCUUUGUAAAAUUGGUCCACAAGGUGUAAAAUGGAAAUGGAAAUAUCUUUGUUUAAAGUGUUAA